This is a messenger RNA of Paramecium pentaurelia, 381 nucleotides long. The record is from the annotation of a GenBank genome assembly. NCBI's taxonomy places the organism in Eukaryota, Ciliophora, Oligohymenophorea, Peniculida, Parameciidae.
AUGUCUAAAAAAGACUUAUUAAGAUGUGAAAUUCCAAUUAACCCAAGUGAACUAGCUAUCACUAAAUUGUUGAACCCUAAACCUAAGUUUGAAUACUUUUAAUCAUCACUUUUAUAAAAAGUCUAGAAUUUUUUACCAGAAUUUAAAAAAGCAAAUGAAUAACUUGAAAAUACUGAUAAUUUAAAACAACUUUAAAUAAAUGAUGAAAAUGCAUUGUUAAGAAUACAUAUAAAAGAUCUUAUACCAGAUCCUAAAUUGAGAAGCAAAUUUAGAAGAACUGGAAGAUAAUAAAAAAUGAUUAAUAUGGUAAUUAUAAAUAAUUGAAUAGCUAAGGAUUUGUAUAUGGGAAUUAUGGAUACAAACAAAGAAUUUAAGGAAUGA